This is a messenger RNA of Suillus subalutaceus, 795 nucleotides long. RefSeq lists its product as uncharacterized. The transcript has 3 exons. Lineage: Eukaryota; Fungi; Basidiomycota; Agaricomycetes; Boletales; Suillaceae. The record is from RefSeq and is a predicted model, not a curated record. Bases 1 to 795 code for a protein of 264 amino acids.
AUGGCGUGGCACCGAUCUAUCCGAGAUUGUCCUUUGGAAGGAAAGUUUGUUCAUCCAGACAACUUUCUUGUGAAUGGUUGGGGAUUAAUUCACCAAGGUGGUGUGGUCACUACACCGCAUCAUGACUCUGAGGGACAAAACACCUUUGUCAUUGGAGAUAUUGGUUUGAAAUUCUGGGUUUGGUUUUUCUACAAAGAUCACCAGGAUCGCCAGGCUUUACUUCAAGCAUCAACGUCACUUUGUGACAAAUAUGAUUUCAGUCAGUUUGCGGCAGAGAGUGUUACAGUAUACCCAGGAGAUCUAAUAAUCCAGCCACCUGGUCAAUUACAUUCUGUGUAUACACCAAUCCCCAGUUUCACACGUGGCGGCCACUUCUACAGCUAUGAGACACUUCCAUUUACUGAACUGUCAAGAUGGCUGGAUCGCUGUGCAGGCUUGCUUCUCACCAAUCAGGCUCAUGAACACACUGAAGAGACACUAUGGAGGAUGACAGCUGUCAUUCCACGGUUGCCACCAAAUGAAGUACCUCACAGAAGACCCUUAUUGGCUCUGUGCCAUAUGGUUCUGUCUGCUGAAAAAUAUGUUGCACAAGGCUCCAAAUCAACCAUCCUCAAGAAAAAUGCCCCCAAAGCUAUCCAAUCCUCAAGCAAGGAUAGAGCCAUUGCCAUUGCACAGAAGAUCCUUCAACACAUGGACAUUGCUGCAAGGGAUUUGCCCAGAAUCCUGACAACUGCUGGGGAACUAGAUGCAAUAGUAGAUCUCAGAAAUUGUCUUUCAGAAUUCCAAGAUGUAUGA